GGGCCGGGCCGGGCUCGGCUCGCUGUGACACCCAGCCUCGCACAGCUUCACUGACAGCACGCUCGGAUUACAAAGUUGUCCCCCCAGUGCGCUCCUUUUGGCCGCGGCCGGGUUAAUUUUCUUCACAGCGGCUGGCGUGCGAGCAGGGCGGUGCAAUGGCUGUCACGGUGAAAGAAUGCCUGGAGCUCCAGCUGCUGGAAGUGGAAAUGCUCCUUUCGAUGUUUCCCAAAAGAGGAGAAUUCAGUCUGGAUGCGGAUGCCGUGCCCAGCAUCCAGCGCUACCUGAGGAAUGCUGACGGAGCCCUGCCCCCGCAGCUGGAAUAUCGCAUCGCUCUGGAUGUCGGGGAGGCGAAGGUAAAGGUGGAAUUGCAGGUUCUCCUUCCUCAUAUGUACCCCCAGGUGGCUCCUCAGCUUUUUGCCAGAUCAGAUGCUCUGCACCGGCAGCAACAGUUGCAGCUCAAUACUCGUCUCAUGUCUCACAUCAGCUCUCUGGAUCCAGGGGAUCUGUGUGUAUGUGAGGCUGUGCAGUGGGUGAAGGACAACACCCUGCCCUUCUUGGAGAACUCUCAGACCUCGUCUGAGUGUGCUUCUAAAGAAGUCAGGGUUAAGGAAGUGCUGCGUCGCAUGUGGAUCUACAGCCAUCACAUAUACAGGCAGGAACUGAGGAAAAAGAUUUUUGACUGUGCUAAGAAGUUAAAUCUGACUGGCUUCUGCCUAACUGGCAAACCUGGUGUCAUCUGUGUGGAGGGACUCCAAGAAAACUGUGAAGAGUUCUGGCGUGUUAUUAGAUAUCCCAACUGGAAGCAUAUUUCAUGCAAGCAUGUGGAGAAUAUAGAAACAGAGGGAAGCAUUGAUAAUCUUCGUCUUUUUCACAGUUUUGAAGACCUGCAGUUUCAGGCACAUGGUGAUUAUGGCCUGAGGAAUGACUAUCACAUGGAUCUUGGCCAGUUUCUAGAAUUCCUGAAACAGCAUCAAAGUGGACACAUUUUUCAGAUUUUAUUUGGUGUUGAAGGCAAACUUUCAGACAAUUGAAACUGCUUAUGAACAGUUCUAAUUUUGGAGAGCAAGAGGUGUUGCAAACACUGAAACAUUCUGCUUUACAGCUACUGUGAAAAAGGAAACUUUAAUAUCUGAGAUGAAUGGUUCAAGUAGUUCAUCUCCGCUUUUGUAUUGAAGUGCCAUGUAUUUUUAAGACGUGUUCACUGAUUUUCUAACACUCUAAAAUUGGCAUUUGUCUCUGUGACCCAUGCCUCAAAGCACUUGCAAGGUGAUAAAUAUUCCACAGUGUGUUAGGAAUUAUACACUUCUGUCUCCUCAUCUGUACUGUGCUGUGUGAAUUUCUUCCCAUCUCACCUGAACCUACUCUCUUUCAGUUCAAAACAUUGCCCCCUGUCUUGUCACUACAUGCACUUGUAAAAAAGUCCCUUUCCAGCCUUCCUGUAGGCUCCCCUCAGGUACUAGAAGGUGCUAUAAUGUCUUGCCAAAGCCUUCUCUUCUCCAGGCUGAACAAUCCCAAUUCUCUCAGCCACUUGUCAUAGGAGAGAUGCUUCAGCCCUCUGAUCAUUUUUUGUGGCCUUCCUCUGGACUUGCUCCAGCAGGUCCGUGUUCCUUUUACGCUUGUGUCCCAGAGCUGGAGGCAAUGGUCUCUUUGGGCAGUCACAAAAGUGGAGUAGAGGGUGAGAAUCACCUCCCUCAGCUUGCUGGUCAUGCUGCUUUUGAUGCAGCCUAGGAUACACUUGGCUUUCUUGGCUUCAAGUGCACAUCACUGGCUCACGUUGAGCUUCGUGUCUACCAGUACCAGGAUAUAAUGAGGCCAAGUCCCUCUCCCCAGGGCUGCUCUCAAUCCAUUCUCCACCCAGUCUGUGUUUGUGCUCGGGAUCGCCCCGGCCCAGGGGCAAGACCUUGCUCUCAGCCUUGAACACUAUGAGGCUUCACAGAUCCACCUCUCCAGGUCCCUCUGGGUAACAUCCCUUCCCUCCAGUGUAUUGACUGCUCCA
Molecule: messenger RNA, 1996 nt
Organism: Motacilla alba alba
Lineage: Eukaryota; Metazoa; Chordata; Aves; Passeriformes; Motacillidae
Gene: RWDD2A
Product: RWD domain containing 2A
Exons: 3
Coding region: 156-1031 (291 amino acids)
Molecular function (GO): protein binding
Source: RefSeq, a predicted model, not a curated record